AUGACUCGUCUGGGUUUCAAUCCUGCCACCCGGAUAGGUGUCGCGCUUCUCGCUUUUACGAUCUUCAGGAUCUGCUUCGCGGAAAAGCGAGAGAUUUACUUGGCUCUAAUGGAAGGAGACCCUGUUGCCUUUGCCGGUGUUUCUUCCUCGCCUGAGCACGGGCUUAGCCGGCACAAUUUGAAUAGGAAAGUGUCGAGGGCUCACGCAAAGCGCCUAGCGAAUUCUCAUGACCAACUUCUGCAGAGUGUUUUGGAGACUGGAAGCUACAAGAAGCUGUACAGCUUCAAUCAUGUCAUCAAUGGCUUCUCCGUCCACAUUACAGAAUCUCAGGCCAAGAGGCUGAAAGAAACUCCAGGAGUAAGGCUCGUGGAGAGAGACCGAGGAGCCAAACUGAUGACCACUUACACCCCUCAGUUCCUGGGGUUGCGCCAGGGAGCAUGGAGCCAGCUAGGUGGGCCGAGGAAUGCCGGCGAGGGCAUCGUCCUUGGCUUCGUCGACACCGGGAUCAACCCGGCGCACCCGAGCUUCGCCAACCUCGGCCUCCCACCCUUGAACAACAGCACUUCUCGAUUCUCUGGCGCCGCGUGCGAGGCAGGCCCGCUGUUCCCCGUGUUCUCGUGCAACGGAAAGAUAGUCUCGGCGAGGUUCUUCUCCGCCGGGGCUCGAGCCGCCGGACCUCUCAAUCCAGCGGUGGAUAUUAUGUCACCUUUCGACGCUGUUGGGCAUGGAAGCCACGUGGCGGCAAUAGCGGCGGGGAAUCCAGACGUGGCGGUCGUCGCUAAUGGCUUGUAUGGAUGGGCCAGCGGGGUGGCGCCUGGAGCAAGAAUAGCCGUCUAUAAGGCUGUGUACCCCACCUUGGGAACGAUGACGGAUGUAGUCGCCGCGAUCGACCAAGCAGUGCGUGAUGGAGUGGAUGCAUUGUCGCUAUCGGUAGGGCCGGAUGAAGCGCCGGAGGAUACGCCCACCUUGCUGAGCGUGUUCGACAUGGCGAUGCUGUCCGCGAGGAGAGCCGGCGUGUUCGUGGCGCAGGCGGUGGGCAACAAGGGACCCUCCCCCUCCACCGUGUUGGCCUACGGCCCCUGGACCGUGGGCGUCGCCGCCGCCUCCACCGACCGGACCUACCCUGUCUCUCUCCUCCUCGGCAGCGGCCAAAGAAUCUCAGGGGUUGGCUUGACAGGACCAACUCUAGGAAACGGCAUGAUUCAAUACAAGCUCGUCCUAGCCAAGGAUGCAAUCCUCCCGUACGGGGUUUUCCCCAGGACACCGCCGUACACCGAGGAGUGUCAGUCCCCUCGAGCCCUGGACCCUACUGUAGUGCUGGGCAGCGUAGUCAUCUGCACUUUCUCCGCCGGCUUCUUCAACCGCACCUCCUCCCUCACCGCGAUCCUCAACACAGCAAUAUCUCUCAGGUUCAGAGGCUUUGUCCUUGUCGCGAACCCGGCGUACGGCGACUUCAUCUCCGAGCCGAUUCCCUUUCCUGUUCCUGGGAUGAUGAUCCCGAGAGUGGCCGAUGCACAGAUCCUGUCGCGGUACUAUGAGCAGGAGACGGUAAGAGGUCGAGGAGGAGCGGCAACCAGAUUCGGCGCGACGGCUGCCAUCAGGGAAGGAAGAGUGGCUUCAUUUGGCGGGAGAGCGCCGACUGUGAGCAGAUUCUCUUCAAGAGGACCGGACUAUAUUGAUGUCAAGAAGACUCCUAUGGAUGUGUUGAAGCCGGAUAUCCUCGCCCCUGGCCACCAGGUGUGGGCGGCAUGGAGCCCCAUGAGCGCCUCCGAACCUAUUCUCGUCGGACAGAGUUUUGCAUUGCUUUCCGGGACAAGCAUGGCGACGCCCCACGUCGUCGGAGCAGCAGCACUCAUCAAGCAAGUCAAUCCAUCAUGGACACCUUCCAUGAUUGCAUCGGCGAUGCUGACAACCGCCACCAAGCGCGACAGCUAUGGAGACCUUAUAAUGGCUGAGGGUUCGGACUUUAGCAGCCUCAGUCGCGCCACUCCUUUCGAUGUCGGCUCGGGUCUUCUCAAUCCAACCUCCGCCCUCAAUCCCGGCCUCGUCUUCCCUUCAGAUUACGAAGACUACAUCAGCUUCCUGUGCUCUUUACCUAAGAUUGACCCGUCCGUGGUGGAAGCAGCCACCGGAGAAUCUUGCGCUCGCCCGCUCACCUACCCAUCUGACUUGAACCUUCCUUCAGUAACAAUAUCCGCACUUGCCGGAGUUCGAACGGUGCGCAGGAGGGUGAAGAACGUGAGCGCCAGGCAGCUGACGUUCGUGGUCUCGAUGCGACCACCGAAUGGAACUGUGAUAAGCGUGAACCCACCUUGGUUCACAAUAGACCCUCAAGGAGUUCAAGAUCUUGAUAUGGAAAUUAGAGUUACAAAAGCAUCGACCGAGCUCGGCCAGUUCCACCACGGCGAAGUCGUCCUGACAGGACCGGCCGAUCCAAGUAGCCAGUCCUUGUUGGAGGUGCCUAUUACUCUUUCCAUAAGAGUUCAACCAGGCGGCUGAUUUCGUGCCGAGUAGUGCAUGAUUCAAAAGAUGUA
Eucalyptus grandis is the source of this 2534-nucleotide messenger RNA. RefSeq names its product subtilisin-like protease SBT2.4. Bases 1 to 2499 code for a protein of 832 amino acids. Gene Ontology annotation, biological process: proteolysis. The transcript has 10 exons. Gene Ontology annotation, molecular function: serine-type endopeptidase activity. The record is from RefSeq and is a predicted model, not a curated record. NCBI's taxonomy places the organism in Eukaryota, Viridiplantae, Streptophyta, Magnoliopsida, Myrtales, Myrtaceae.